AUCCUCCAACGUCGAACAACAUGGCGGCCCCCGUUCUCUCUCUUCCGCAGGUCAGGCUGCCUGCGCUGCCGUCAACACGCUUGACGCCGGAGCAGCAGUACUGGAAGACCUUUAAGAACCCCCUGCUGAUCCCCUCGCCCGCCAACAGCCCCAUUAGCCUCAUCACCCAGCCCGCCGCGCCGACGACUGCGUCCGCCUUCCCCUCGCUCACGCAGCCCCCGGAUGUGUUCACAAUCACGACGGGCGCCCGGGUCCAGAUUUACUCUAUUCGCACACGGAAACUCCUGCGGACAAUCACCCGCUUCGACGACACAGUACGCGGCACCGAUGUGCGCCCGGACGGCCGUGUGCUCGUCACCGGCGACGACAGCGGCACGCUCCAGGUAUUCGACGUGGGCUCGCGGGCGAUUCUGAAGACGUGGAAGGAACACAAGCAGCCGGUCUGGGUGGCGAAAUUCUCGCCCAGCGACCCGACCACGAUCCUCACGGCCAGCGACGACCGGACCGUGCGACUGUGGGAUCUCCCCGGUGACUCGAGUGCACGGACGUUCGUGGGACACACAGACUAUGUACGCAGUGGAAGUUUCAUGCCGGGCUCGCUGGCGUCGUCCAGUGUCGUGGUCUCGGGCAGUUACGACCGGACGGUCCGGCUGUGGGAUCCGAGAGUGGAAAACCGGGCCGCGAUGGUGUUCAAGAUGGGGGCGCCGAUCGAGAACGUGCUCCCCAUGCUGUCGGGUACGACGGUGCUGGCCUCGGCGGACAACAAGAUUGCCGUGCUGGACAUUGUGGCCGGGCGGCCGAUGCACAUGAUCCAGAGCCACCAGAAGACGGUGACGACGAUGUGUCUGGCGUCGAACGGCGAGCGGCUGCUCAGCGGUGGGCUCGACGGCCACAUGAAGGUGUUUGAGACGACCGGGUGGAACGUGGUGGCCGGGUCCAAGUACCCGUCACCGAUCCUGUCGCUGCAGGCCAUCACCAGCGGCCCGACGCAGGAAGACAAGCACAUCGCCGUGGGGAUGCAGUCCGGUCUGCUGUCGAUCAAGACGCGGCUGUCUGGCCAACAGAAAGUGCGCGAACGGGAACGGAAGAAGGAGAUGCAGGCCCUACUAGAUGGCAAGCUGGAGGAGCACGACCGGAAGAUGGCGAAGAAGAAGCGCGGCAGCGGGUGGGAGAAGCGGCUGCGCGGGCGCGAUUUCAUCGGCGAGGGCGCCGAGAUCGUCAUCGAGGGCCAGGAUGCCCGGAAACGCAAGAAGGAGCAGGCGUGGGAGCACGACCUGCGCAAGGGUCGGUACGGCCAAGCUCUAGACCAAGUGCUGGCCUCGGCGGACAAGACCGCCCAGCUGACACUCCUGACAGCCCUGCGGCACCGGUCUGCUUUGGCGGCCUCGCUGCGGGAUCGCGACGAGGAGACGCUGCAGCCCGUGCUGCGCUGGGUGUACAAGCACAUUGCGGAGCCGCGGCUGGUGGACCUCAGCGUCGAGGUCGCCAUGGCGGUGCUGGACAUCUACUCCAAGGAUUUGGGCCAGUCGGCCCAGAUCGACAAGCUGGUCGAAAAACUGCACCAGCGCGUGCGCGCCGAGGUCGAAAUGGCCCAGCAGGCUUUCCAGACCCGGGGGAUGCUCGACAUGCUGUAAUAGGGGAACUCAUAAAUCAUGAGUAUCAACCAAAAAAAAAAAAAAAAAAAA
Penicilliopsis zonata CBS 506.65 is the source of this 1685-nucleotide messenger RNA. RefSeq lists its product as hypothetical. The record is from RefSeq and is a predicted model, not a curated record. Gene Ontology annotation, cellular component: nucleolus. Gene Ontology annotation, biological process: positive regulation of transcription by RNA polymerase I; rRNA processing. The transcript has a single exon. NCBI's taxonomy places the organism in Eukaryota, Fungi, Ascomycota, Eurotiomycetes, Eurotiales, Aspergillaceae. Gene Ontology annotation, molecular function: protein binding. The coding region runs from base 21 to 1634 and encodes 537 amino acids.